Hevea brasiliensis (rubber tree) is the source of this 2271-nucleotide messenger RNA. RefSeq names its product factor of DNA methylation 1. Bases 141 to 2039 code for a protein of 632 amino acids. The transcript is spliced from 9 exons. Gene Ontology annotation, biological process: gene silencing by siRNA-directed DNA methylation. The record is from RefSeq and is a predicted model, not a curated record. Lineage: Eukaryota; Viridiplantae; Streptophyta; Magnoliopsida; Malpighiales; Euphorbiaceae.
UCUCACAAAGCACAGAAAGAAGCAACAGAGAAAUACAGCUCAGGUUCACAGGUUUCUGUGUCUUAUAGCGUGGGAAGCUUGCAAAUUUUGAUUUGCACAAUGUCAUCAUCCAUGAUGCUGUAGGGCGAAUAAGCAAUCUGAUGGAUCACAGUUCUGAAGAAGAAUCUGACAUUAGUGAAUCAGAGAUCAAUGACUACAAGGACAAGCCAUAUGAAGAUUUGAAGACUGGAAAAUACAAAGUAAAGGUAAAUGGCACCUUAAGAUGUCCAUUCUGUGCUGGGAAAAAGAAGCAGGAUUACAAGUACAAGGAUUUGCUUCAACAUGCAUCAGGAGUGGCUAAGGGUUCUGCCAACAGGAGUGGAAAACAAAAGGCAAACCAUCUUGCCCUAGCAAUGUAUUUGGAAAAUGACCUAGUAAAUGAAGCAGAUCAAAUUCAACGUCCAGUUUUGCCCCAACCUGUCAAUCAAACACCAGAGCAACUAGAUGUCUUUGUAUGGCCUUGGAUGGGAAUAAUAGUUAACAUUGUGACUAAUGAUAAUGCCUUAUGUGAGAGUGGAUAUUGGUUGAAAAAGUUUGCUCAGUAUAAACCUUUGGAAGUUUAUACUUUCUGGAGUGAACAAGAGCAAACUGGACAGGCUGUGGUGAAAUUUAACAAUGAUUGGAAUGGCUUUGUUAAUGCAACUCAAUUUGAAAAAUCAUUUGAAACUUUGCAUCAUGGUAAAAAGGAUUGGAAAGCACAAAAGACACAUCCUGGGUCAAGUAUAUAUGGGUGGUGUGCUCGUGCUGAUGAUCAUGAUUCUGAGGGGCCAAUAGGAGAGUAUCUUCGUAGGGAAGGGAAGUUGAGAACAAUUUCUGGCAUUGUCCAAGAAGCAACUGAAAGCAGAAAUACUGUUGUGGCACACCUAGCGAAUAAAAUUGAUCAGACAAAUGAAAAUUUGGGUGAACUCGAAUACAAAUACAAUGAAAAGACCAUGUCCUUGAGUCGGAUGCUUGAAGAGAAAGACAAACUGCACUAUGCUUUCCUUGAAGAAAGAAGGAAGAUGCAGCGGCUUCAACGUGAUAAUCUUCACAGAAUCAUGGAAGAGGCAGAAAAUCUGAAUGAUGAACUAGAGGCUAAGAAGAGGAAACUUGAUUGCUGGAGCAAAGAAUUGAACAAACGUGAAGCACUAACUGAGCGUGAGAGACAAAAACUUGAUGAAGAGAAGAAAAUGAAUGAUGUGAGAAACAAUUCACUUCAUUUGGCAUCUAUGGAGCAGAAGAAGGCUGAUGAGAAUGUCUUAAGGCUGGUUGAAGAGCAAAAGAGGGAGAAAGAAGAGGCUCUAAAUAAGAUACUUCUGUUGGAAAAACAGUUAGAUGCCAAACAAAAGUUGGAACUUGAAAUUGAAGAGCUAAAAGGGAAACUUCAGGUGAUGAAGCAUCUUGGUGAUCAAGAUGAUACAGCCGUUCAAAAGAAGAUGAAGGAGAUGAAUGAUGAGCUGGAGCAGAAAGUAGAGGAUUUGGCUGAUGUUGAAUCUCUGAAUCAAACUCUUAUUGUAAAAGAGCGCCAGAGCAAUGAUGAGCUUCAAGAGGCACGUAAAGAAUUAAUUCAGGGUUUGAAAGAUACAUUGUCCUCAGUUGUUAGGACUAAUAUUGGAAUAAAAAGAAUGGGAGAAAUUGAUGAAAAGGCAUUCCUAAAUACAUGCGAGCAAAGAUUUCCAAAAGAGGAAGCUCAGGUUCAGGCCACUACUUUAUGCAGCUUGUGGCAGGAGAAUUUGAAGAAUCCAGACUGGCAUCCCUUUAAAAUCAUCAAUCAUGUUGAAGGGAAUCAUCAGGAAAUAGUAGAUGAAGAAGAUGAGAAGCUGCAAAAUCUCAAGCAGGAGUGGGGGGAUGAGAUAUACAGGGCAGUUGUUACUGCUUUGAUAGAAUUAAAUGAGUAUAAUCCGAGUGGGAGAUACGUGAUUCCUGAGCUUUGGAACUUUAAAGAAGGAAGGAAAGCCACGUUGAAGGAGGUGAUUGGUUAUAUUGUGAAGAAUAUCAAGACCCUUAAGCGUAAGAGAUGAAGAGACCUUGAUGCUAAGGUGUCUCUGGAAGAAAUGGAAGGUCUUCAACAAGAGGUUUGCUGAAAGUGCAACCAAUGAAACCUGAAGCUGGGACCAUGAUUCGUCAGAGUUAAUUUUAUGUCAAGUAGCUCCGUCAAGGUGUAUCUUGAAUUGUGAACUUAAUUUCUAGUACAAAAUCCUCUUUAAACUCCUGAAUCUCUUUCAAAUUGCGAAGUUCCCUGGUUCGUUACUA